Messenger RNA from Aplysia californica (California sea hare), 1730 nucleotides. Its product is annotated as prostaglandin-E(2) 9-reductase. Gene Ontology annotation, cellular component: cytosol. The transcript has 10 exons. Gene Ontology annotation, molecular function: aldose reductase (NADPH) activity. Lineage: Eukaryota; Metazoa; Mollusca; Gastropoda; Aplysiida; Aplysiidae. The record is from RefSeq and is a predicted model, not a curated record. The coding region runs from base 185 to 1135 and encodes 316 amino acids.
UCAAUGUACUCGAAUACACGUUUGUCUGACACAUCUCGGUCGCAUUGUGUCUGAGUGGUCGGCUGGGCUGCUACGAGGGCACCGACUUCUAAGGUCUGAACUGGGUCAUCUGUUUCCGAAACACAUUUUACUUUUCUCAACUGAGUACUGACUCCUGAGUUACUGAGUUAUAUAUUGCAGGAGGAUGGCGACUGAAAGUGAGCGUUACCAACUCUCCAGCGGAAGGUCGAUGCCUAUUAUUGGCUUGGGGACGUAUGCCCCACUCCAGGGAGAGGAAGAAGUCAUCGAAGCUGUGAAGUCAGCCGUGCGAGCCGGGUACCGCCAUAUUGACUGUGCGGCCAUUUAUCGAAAUGAAAGAGCCGUCGGCACUGCUCUCAAGGAACUCUUUGUCAUGGGGGUUGUAAAACGAGAAGAUAUUUUCAUCACCAGCAAGUUGUGGAACACAUGUCACAGACCCGACCUUGUCCUCCCCAAUCUGGAGAAAACCUUGGACGACCUGGGUGUGGCUUCCGUGGACCUGUACCUCAUGCACUGGCCCAUGGCAUACAAGGAGGGUGGAGAUAUGUGUCCACAAGAUGAGAAUGGCAAGACUCUGUUCUCUGAUGUUGACUAUGUGGAAACAUGGCAGGCUAUGGAGGACUGCAGAGAUAUGGGCAAGGCUCUUGAUAUUGGUCUGAGCAGCUUCAACAGCAAACAGAUCACUAGACUGUUGGAGGUUGCUAGAGUUCCUCCUGUGGCUAUCCAGAUUGAAGUCAACUGCCACAACACUAACCUGAAGCUGAUCGAGUUUGCCAAGUCCAAGGGGAUUGUGCCCAUUGCUUUCGCCCCCCUCAGCACGCCCAGUAUAGAGCCCAGCCAUACAAAACUUUUGGACGAACCUGUGCUGAAAGAUAUAGCAAAGGCUCACAACAAAACUCCAGCCCAGGUUGCCAUCAGGUAUCUAGUUCAACAAGGCGUGGCUUCUGUUCCCAAGAGUGUAACGCCAUCAAGAAUUGAGGAGAAUAUCAAGGUGUUUGAUUUCAAGCUUUCAGAAGAAGAGAUGACAAAACUGACUAGUCUUAACAAAGGAUACAGAGGAUAUGAUGAAAAAAUAGCUCUGGAUCACAAGUACUACCCAUUCUAUGAAGAAUUUUAAAAGCCGACGCAGACAUGUGUGCCAUGGAUGGUUUGUAGGCUUUUAGUUUCCAUGCUACAUUUUAUCCAAAUUAUCCAAAUAUGUAUUGUGUGGUUGUGCUUCCGAUUGUCAAAGAAAUGUUGUUCCAUAGUUACGAAAACUACAUUUGUAGGAUGCUUUUUACGUUACCAUGACAGACUUUUUCGUAUUUCGCUCCGGAGAACAUGAUUUAUUAGUUUGACCUACAUUUCAGUAUGGUUCUUGGGUACGUGUAUCCCUUUUCUUGGUAGACUCUGUACCAGGAUUACUAUCACAGAAAGGGAUUUUGCGAAUAGCACCUUUUGAUAAACAUGUUGGCCCUCUUUUGUCUUGUCCAAAACCAGGAGUACAUAAGUUUUUUUGCAAGAGAUGCUAUGAUAAAUCUUUGUAACCAAAUGUAGUAAUAGAGUAAUAUCCAAGUCUAUGCCAUUCAGACAUAAUAUGUACCACGACAUGGUGGAAUCAGGUGGAAUCUUGUCUAUUUUUAGUUCAAAAACUUUUGGUAUACCCUUAAAACCUGUUCAUUUGCGUUGCUUUCGAUGGGGAAAAAUACUCAUCUAUCAUGAAUAGAAGUCGA